CGGAGAAGCGAUAGCGUCGCAGCUCAGGCCGAACUAGGAUAUGUUGCCACACACCCUUCUUGAAAGUGAAUGGCCCGGUUCUUCCCGAACAAUUUUUUCCCUUAGUUCCUGGAUGCCGUGGGUGACAACGUGGCGUCUCUGGAUGUGCUGUGUUUUCCGAGAGACUAGGAAAAAGUGGUAUUCAUUGCACAAAAGAAGGUUCGGGGAGUUCGUCGCUGUGAAUCCGAAGUGGACGUAAAUGCACAUCUACAAGGGCUGACGCUCCUGCAGUGGUCUGCCAGAUUUGCUACAGAGCUGAGUAUGCUUCUACUCCAGGAUGUAAGACUAGGGAACCCAAAGGGGUACCAGCUUUUGCAGCCUGCCAACUGAGGAAGGAUCACCUGUGAUGGUAGUUGUUGCCGUCAGUUGCUGGCUCAUUAACUCGAUUUGCCAGUACGCUGUUGACAGUGGCGUUUUGUGGUUGUUGACUUGUGACAUCGUCUAAUCUUCAAAGAGUUGUGAGAGUCUUCGCUGGUCUACGUCUUCUUUCUGUCUGAGGCGCGGUCUGCAGUCAAACGAACGCGAAAUGACCUGCACCCCUUCAGUCUAUGCUCCGCUACCGGAACUGACUAGGUUGCCAUGUAACUAUCGACCCGUUCGCCUGAAAAUGCAAAUGCAACAUGAGAAACCGAAAUGGAACUUCAUACUCCGCAGCCACUUCCGUAGGAGCUCGCUUAGUCACUUCUUUGAACAGCGAAGGCGGUGGAACCGUACAUCGCAAAAGCCUCGAACGGCUUCUCACGUCAAGCCACUUCCCACCCGUUACAUAGAACUGCAGGAAUCUCAAAAGUUCACCUCAAACAGGUGCAAGAACGAGUCGUUUUUGUUUGGGUUAUUUGCAAGCGCGAAUUGUCCAAGAUCACACCAUUAAGAGAGGCCACCAACAUCUAAAAGCACUCGCUGCGAGACGGCUUAUAUUCGGUCCCGUCAAGCAUAAUCUAGUCAGGUUGCUGGUGCGUGUGGGGGAUGCAUUCGAGGAGGUGCGAGAAAAAUUCGCGGGGCCCUUUGAGAGGUCCUAGUAGGGAGGAGAAAAGUUUCAUGGAUAUCGGAGUUGAGUCAAAAACGCUCGUGGGUGCAGCAGUGUCACCGAGCAGCAUCUCCGGCGCACGCUCCGUUUCUGUCAAGAAAACUCGCUUGCGGGGGGACAGCAGAGACUGUCUCCGAACAGUGUCUAUGCACUGGCACGAAAACGGCAUGUCCUUGUAGUUCACAUCUAUUCUGUGCCCCUUGGCCUCCUUUCUUCUCUGCUCUUUUUUUUGUCACCCGCUCCAUCCUGGACAAAAUGCUUGCCCGCGCUUCAGCGAGAGUUGCCAAGUGCAACCCUGGAAACGUCUUUCAGGUUCGCCAUGCCAGCAGCAAAGAAAUCCGGUUCGGCUGUGACGCCAGAAACCAGAUGCUUGCAGGAUGCAACCGCCUGGCAGACGCAGUCGGAGUCACUCUCGGCCCGAAGGGACGCAACGUGGUAAUUGAGCAACCGUACGGCUCACCAAAGAUCACGAAAGAUGGAGUGACAGUUGCCAAGUCGAUUGAGUUGGGAAACCGGAUGAUGAAUCUGGGAGCCCAGUUGGUGAAGCAAGUUGCCUCGACGACCAACGACAUCGCCGGUGACGGGACAACCACAGCGACGCUUCUCGCCCGCGCCAUCUUCAGAGAAGGCUGCAAAGCCGUGGAUGCGGGAAUGAACCCUAUGGAUCUCCUGAGAGGCAUCAACCUUGCGGUGGAGAAGGUCCUGGCGCAUUUGAACUCCGUGACGAAGAACGUGACGACAUCUGAGGAGAUUUUCAACGUCGCAACGAUCUCGGCGAACGGAGACAAAGUGAUUGGAAAGCUGAUUGCAGAUGCGAUGGAGAAGGUGGGCCGCGACGGUACCAUCACUGUGUCCGAAGGGAAGACCCUGACACAUGAGCUGGAGCUCGUGGAAGGCCUCAAAUUCGACAGAGGCUACAUUUCCCCGUACUUCAUCACGAAUUCGAAGGAGCAGAAGGUGGAACUGGAGAAACCCUUCGUUCUCCUCUACGACAAACGCAUCUCAUCUGUCAAAAGCAUUCUCCCUGUCCUCGAAUUCAUCGUCCAAAACCAAGGCUCUCUCCUCAUUAUCGCGGAAGACGUCGACAGCGAAGCUCUCGCAACGAUGGUCGUCAACAAGCUGCGUCUGGGCCUGAAGAUCUGCGCGGUAAAAGCUCCCGGCUUCGGCGACCACAGAAAGGCCAUGCUUCACGACAUCGCCGUCAUGACAGGAGGCCAAGUCGUGACUGAGGAGACCGGUGGCAGUCUCGAGGACGCCCAUCAGAUGCCUCAGAUGCUUGGACGCGCCAAGUCGGUGACAGUGACGAAGGACACAACUCUGGUGAUUGAGGGUGGCGGCGAGAAGGCGACGAUUGACGAGCGCUGCGACCAGAUUCGAGUGUCGAUGGAGCAGACUCACUCGGAUUACGAGAAGGAGAAGCUGCAGGAGCGCCUGGCCCGCAUGACAGGAGGAGUCGCGGUGAUCAAGGUGGGCGGAGCCUCAGAGGUGGAGGUGGGCGAGGCAAAGGACAGGAUCCAAGACGCUCUGUGUGCGACGAAGGCCGCCGUCGAAGAGGGUAUUGUGCCCGGAGGCGGUACGGCGCUGCUGUACGCGAGCGAGACUCUCAAGACGAUCGAGACGACCAACUACGACCAGAAAGUCGGUGUGGGCAUUGUACGGAACGCAUGCAAACAGCCGUGCAAAACGAUCGCGGACAACGCCGGCCACGAGGGUGCCGUCGUCGUCGGAAACCUCUUGAGAGAAGCAGACCCAACCAAGGGCUUCAACGCCCAAACCGGCGAAUAUGUUGACAUGAUGGCUGCCGGCAUCAUCGACCCCACCAAAGUCGUCAAGACCGCCCUCUCCGACGCCGCUUCCGUCGCGUCACUCAUGACCACAACAGAGGCCGCGGUGGUGGAAGCCAAGGAGGAGAAACCCGACGAGCCUAUGGGAGGUGGCAUGCCCAUGGGGGGCAUGGGAGGCGGCAUGGGAGGCAUGUACUAGAUGUUUGCCCGUUCUAACAAAGCGAUAGAGGCCAGGUCAAAAACGGAGAUGAAAGGGAUCUCAGCGCUUGAGUAAGAGGCAUUUUCUAGCAUGUGAGAGGGACAGGAGCGCCUCAAACAAAAUUGUGGGUUGAACGCGCAGGUUGUUUUUUAACCGAUGAGCUGUUCGGGUUUCCUUUGGUAUCCUUUGCGCUCCGGUGGAUCUGCUGGCAGGGAGCCUCGAUGCGCUUUCUCGGGACGUCGUGCCCCGUGUGUGUUUCUUUUUGUGAACAAGCAAGAGAGUCGUGUUUUGGAAGAGGGGGGAUCGUUUCGCUUUAGAUGGGAAGUCAACGCUGUCGUGACACGCACACGACAAAUUCAUCGUUGUAAGAAAAGCUAACCAGACGACCGGAAAUGCCAGCGAGGAGGAUGGACACAACCGCCCGUCAGUGAACGCAUAUCUACGUGUUGGUGGAGGUUUGGGGCCCCCAAUCUGUUAUGUUGGUGGGGGCUUCGCUGCAUGGAGUGUCGUGGAUAUUCUACGGAAUCUAGAGGGGGGUGCCUCCGUGCGUGGUGCCAGGGCAGGCACCCUGCAGACGGUGCACGCGAACAUCUUUCCGCCCCAUCGAGCCGUGAAAAAAGACCGAAUUUUUCUGCCUAAUCCGCAUGGUGAAAAACUUUGAUAUACCUUGCACUCUGUUGUGUGGAGGUUCUUUUUCCUUGCCUAAUUUUAUUUUGCUACUGGCGUCCGUAACCUCGAUGUCGAUAAGCAGACGUGCAGCUGCUUUCUCAGAAACAUGUGUAGAGUUUUUUCCUAAGGUCGCUGCACAAGUCUACGCAUCUACAGCCGGUGUCGGUCUGUUACCAUAGCCAGUAGCACUAUGCUGCG
This is a messenger RNA of Toxoplasma gondii ME49, 3916 nucleotides long. It is a transcript of the gene HSP60, whose product is annotated as heat shock protein HSP60. The transcript has 6 exons. The coding region runs from base 1322 to 3049 and encodes 575 amino acids. Gene Ontology annotation, biological process: protein refolding. Gene Ontology annotation, molecular function: ATP binding; ATP-dependent protein folding chaperone. The record is from RefSeq and is a predicted model, not a curated record. NCBI's taxonomy places the organism in Eukaryota, Apicomplexa, Conoidasida, Eucoccidiorida, Sarcocystidae.